AUGGAAUCAGAUUCUGCUAGCAAAAUCUCAAAGGCAUCAGUUAGCCUUAAUUUGAAUGAUCAAACGAACUCAAGAAGAAGAAAGCAGCCCAAGUGGUUCAUUACUUUAAUCAUCUUUUUCAUUCUCAUCAUCGUCGCCGUUAUCUCUGUUUUAACAAUGAUUAAGCGAGAUUACGAAUCUGAAUUACCUGCCAAUAACCCAGAAAAGAAAGUCAGUUACUCACUCAAAUCGUCCGAUUCCUCUACUGAUCAGUCAACUGUAAGUCACUGCAACUAUCUGUAUUUCAACAAAUCACUGAGUCAAUUGAACAGUUAUUUGGCGAUCGAUGAAGAGAAAAACAUGACUAUGAGAUCUGAAAUGCUUGAUUGGCUCCAAACUGAAAGGCCCAAAAUUGCGAGAUGUUUGUAUUCGUUGGAGUUAGACAAGGGAUUGGACACAGAAAACGCGAACAAUUGCUUAAUGAUUCUGGUGAAUAUGAACAGCAUCUCUGAGAUGCUUAAUCCAUCGAUUAACUUUUUCACUUUAGAUCCAUUUCGAAGCUCGGGGAGAAGUACCGUCACUUUACUUUUCUCGGAUAGAGAAUUCGUGGAUACAGUUUCUUUUCCAGAAAACCUCUCAAAUCCCAAUUGCAUUUCUAUGGAAUCAAUCAACUUAGUAAAAGGCUAUGGCAAAGUUAACCCUUCUGAAGAUCCAUCUUCUUUCCCCAAUCCCAGAGCCGCCCACAAGCGCCGUCUCACCAUCGCCCUCUCUCUCACCCUCUUCCUAACUUUACUCAUCUGCGCAUUCGUCGGCGCGUUUAUCCACGCGUCUAAUUCCGACGACCACACACCAUCUCCUUUAUCCAAUUCAGCCGAUUCGCUCAAAAUCGUCUGCGCAGUGACUCAGCAUCCCGGGUCAUGCUUUGACUCCAUAUCUUCCCUCAACAGCACCUCACCAAAACCCGACCCGGAACAAUUCCUGAAUCUCUCUCUUCAGGCGACGGUGAGAGAGUUAACAAACAUCUCUUCGUUGCCAAAGACACUGAUAUCGAAGAUCAAUCACCCAGGAACCGUGUCGGCGUUGAAGGACUGCAUCAGUUUGUUCGAUGACGCGCUGAGUCAACUCAACCAAUCGGCGGAGUUGCUGAAUGUGGGUACCGGAGAGAGUACAUUAACGGUGAUGAAGGUGAAGAACAUGCAGACAUGGGUAAGUGCUGCGAUGACUGAUCAGGACACGUGUCUAGAAGGACUGGAUGAAAUGGGAUCACCGUUGCUUGGAGAAGUGAAAGCGCGGGUGCAGAAAGCUAAGGAGUACAUGAGUAACACCUUAGCAAUUCUCAGUAAUAUGCCUAACCUUCUUAAAAAAUUUGGUAUCUCUAUGCAUUGA
This is a messenger RNA of Solanum tuberosum (potato), 1365 nucleotides long. Its product is annotated as putative pectinesterase/pectinesterase inhibitor 26. The record is from RefSeq and is a predicted model, not a curated record. The transcript has 3 exons. Gene Ontology annotation, molecular function: enzyme inhibitor activity. NCBI's taxonomy places the organism in Eukaryota, Viridiplantae, Streptophyta, Magnoliopsida, Solanales, Solanaceae. Bases 1 to 1365 code for a protein of 454 amino acids. Gene Ontology annotation, biological process: negative regulation of catalytic activity.